Molecule: messenger RNA, 2066 nt
Organism: Paecilomyces variotii
Lineage: Eukaryota; Fungi; Ascomycota; Eurotiomycetes; Eurotiales; Thermoascaceae
Product: amino acid permease/ SLC12A domain-containing protein
Exons: 6
Coding region: 374-2041 (555 amino acids)
Biological process (GO): amino acid transmembrane transport
Cellular component (GO): membrane
Molecular function (GO): amino acid transmembrane transporter activity
Source: RefSeq, a predicted model, not a curated record
GCUGUUUGUCAUAGGCAAUUGUCAUUUGUGCCCUGAACUCUCUCAAAAUCCCCGCGCGCACGUUCCUAUCAGCGGAGACGCAAGACUGUAACCGUGGCUAAUAUACCCCGAGGCCAAUGGCCGCUCCCGUUCUGGAAAUUCUCUACCAAAACGAUCUCCAGAGCCAAGACACGCGAUGGUUUACUGCCCACGGCCACGGCCGCGCAAGGCUUCCCCGCGUAUGGCCCUGGGGUCCUGCGUGAGGCCUUAUAACCCGGCUAAGCGAAGGCUGCUUCUUGCAAGAAAGACAUUUCUCGCCCGUCACGGCUGUGUCGUUCUAUACUUAGUCGCCGUGGACCAUUGAAAAGAAAAAGAGCAGAAAUAGAAAAAUUGUAUGAACACCAUGAGUGGCUCUCCGAAGGAGCUGGAGGAAGCCAAGGCGGAGGCAACAAAUGUUGUCGCGCACACUGACUCCAAGUCCAUCAAGGGCGAGGUGAAUCAUAUCCCCCGGGGCGAGACGCAUCGAGGGUUGACCAGCCGCCAUAUCCAAUUCCUGGCGCUGGGAGGAUGUAUUGGAACGGGUCUGUUUGUGGGAUCGGGAGCGACCCUGUCUCUUGUCGGCCCAGCCCCCUUGCUCAUGAGCUAUAUUGCCAUGUCAUCGGUCGUGUGGGCGGUCAUGAACGUGCUGGGUGAAAUGUCUACAUACCUGCCGGUUCAGGGAGUCUCAGUUCCAUAUUUUGUCAACAGGUUUACCGAGCCAAGUUUGGCAUUUGCAGUUGGGUACAAUUACUGGUACUCGUAUUCUAUGUUGAUUGCCUCAGAGGUCACUGCCGCAGCAUUGAUUAUCCAGUACUGGACGACCGAGGUCCCAGUGGCGGCCUGGAUCACGAUCAUUCUUGUCGUGAUCCUGUUUCUGAACGUCGUUGCUGUGUCCUUUUUCGGCGAGGCAGAGUUCUGGUUUGCGUCUAUCAAGAUUAUUGCCAUUGUUGGACUGAUCGUCCUGGGCGUGGUCUUGUUCUUCGGCGGUGGCCCUAACCACGAUCGACUUGGAUUUCGCUACUGGCAGCAUCCCGGUGCAUUUAAUCCACACAUGGUGGGAGGAGAUACCGGCCGAUUCCUUGCAUUCUGGACGGCCUUCAUCAGAUCGGGAUUCUCUUUUAUUUUCUCCCCAGAGCUCAUCACAGCCGCUGCCGGUGAAGCGGUAUCCCCUCGUCGCAACAUUCCCAAGGCGACAAACAGAUUCAUCUACCGUCUCGUCGCCUUCUACGUCCUCGGAUCGCUGGUCAUUGGUGUCACAGUGGCAUACAAUGAUAAGAGUCUCCUGUCAGGUAUUGCGAGUGGUAGUGAAGGCGCCGGUGCCAGUCCAUUCGUCAUCGCGAUCCAAAACGCUGGCAUCAAGGGGUUGAAUCACGUUAUCAACGCCGCUAUCCUCACAUCAGCGUGGUCUUCGGGCAACUCGUGGCUCUUUGCAGGUUCUCGAACGCUGUAUUCCCUGGCUUGUGCAGGUCAGGCACCGAAGAUCUUCGCGCGCUGCAACCGCAAAGGUAUCCCUUACGUCUCGGUGCUGCUCACAUUUGCCAUUGGAUGCAUUUCGUACCUCAACGUGUCUGAUUCCGGAGCAACCGUCUUUUACUGGUUCACUAACAUCACAACCGUUGGAGGUUUUAUCUCCUGGAUUGUCCUCCUGGUCGCUUAUCUGCGGUUCCGCGGGGCAAUGCAGUUUCACGGCAUACUGCACACUCGACCAUUCAAAACCCCCCUCCAGCCAUACAGCACAUACUACGCUCUUUUCAUCGUGUCUCUCCUUGCUCUAACCAACGGCUACGCCGUAUUCUUCCCGGGACAAUUCACUGCGUCCGGGUUCCUGGUCUCAUAUAUCGGCUUCGCUAUCUUCAUUGUUCUCUAUAUCGGCCACAAGGCGUGGUACCGGACGCCAUGGAUGGUGAAGAUAUCAGAGGUAGAUAUUUUUUCCGGAAAGGAUGAGAUGGAUCGGCUGUGCGAGGACGACGUGGAGAGACUGCCCCGAAAUUGGCUAGAGAAGAUCUGGUUCUGGAUCGCGUAAAAGGGCCUUAGACGAUACAUUUUCU